GGGCGUAACCAGGCUUCCAAGAUCCAAUCAUCUCGCCCCUCCCCUGAACACGCCGCAGGUCCAGAAGGCGGUAUGACAGUGGCCCGCGGUGACGGCUCCCCGGAGCGGCUCGGCGGCGCGCUCCGUCGGCUCCAUUACCGCGCCACGCGACGAGCUCACUCCGCGGCAGCCAGACAUCAUUCAUCAACCCCUAAGGUCGUUGUCAUGGGCAGCAGCACCACAUCAGAUAAGACCAUCAACACCAGCACCGAUUCAGCAGCCACCGCCCUCACCUCCGUUACCGGCACUGAUGAUUCCAUGGAUGCAGAACCCGACCUCAUCGACGCAGAUCCCCCUCAACAACCGCAAACUGAACCUCAACAGAACCCCCCAAGCACAGCUCCUCCCCAUUAUCACCGAGCGCAAAACAGCUGCGAGUUCGAUGCCCCCGCUUAUGCCAUCCCCCAAUCUGCGACAGACACGCUCGACUCUCCCAGACCUGGCCCUGGUAGAUUUAUCUUUGACGUUCCACUACCUGAUCCAAAAAAAAAUGAGAAACCUCGAAAUAAAAUUCAAGUGAGCCAAACAAACCAGGGCGGGCCGUCCACGUCCAUUCAAAUACCCUAUGAUCCAAAGGUUGACCCACCAAAGAGUCCAAAAUGCACUCAAGUGAAAUACGAAACGCACUUCGAUUUUGAACCUGAAGCAGUGAAGAGACGAGGCAGUGAGCCAAGGUUGAAGAAUAAGCAGAAAUUGGAUAAGCAGGAAUAUUAUAAGGACGAGGUUGCUAAAUUACGGAGGCAGUUGGAGGGAACAGAGGUAUUUACAGCGAGUCGGAGACGCUCGUCUACACACCAACAUUCUGUUCCACCGCCAUCUUCGAGAAGGCAGUCAACGGCAGCCCAAGUACAUGUAACUGCAAACCCAUUGGACUCCGCUUCAUCAAUGCCAGCUGGAAGAACUACGAUAGUAGUACAGCAACCUUCAUUGUCUUUGGACUACGGAGGCUGUUCUACUAUUCUUGUGAGGGACGGCGAAGAUGGCAGACGAACGAGCAGGGUUUGCAGUGACCACAUCCAGCAGCUCCUGGACGUCACCAGCCAAUUCACGUCUGAGGAUCUGCAUGAAUUUGACAAGAGGUACGGAAGCCCACACCAUUCUCGUUCUCAGUCUGUCAAAGCGCAAAGAUCCCGUACGGGAGAGAGACAGCUGCUAGGCCUGCCUCAGCAGCGCGCCAGAGUCGCAUCCAUGCCAAACACUGGCGUCGAAGAAGAAUAUUACAGACUAAGGCAUUUUAGUAUAACCGGUAAAGGAGUUGUCAACAGAGGAGAUUCAUUGCGUUCACGAAGAUCACGAUCCAAUACGUCAGUGGCGUCGAGCGCGUCCAGCACGGAGGCUGUCACAAGAGCGUCUGCGCCAUGCUCCUUAGCGUCUUCUAGGGAUUCAUCUGCUGGUCUCAGUACAUAUCGAGUACUGGUACUCGGAGGUCCAGGUGUGGGCAAGUCGAGCCUAGUUGGGCAGUUCAUGACGUCAGAAUAUCUUCAUGCUUAUGAUACUAGUAUUGAUGACGAAUCGGGAGAGAAGUCUGUAUGCGUGCUGCUCGCUGGAGAAGAAUCAGAGAUCACAUUCCUGGAUUCACCACCUGAUAAUGCAAUUUCGGAAGGAACAGCACACGGCUAUUGCGUGGUCUACUCAACAGCAGACCGGACAAGCUUUGCUGAAGCUGAAAGACGAUUACAAAUAUUAUGGGCAGCGGGACACACGGCGAGAAGAGCUGUCAUCCUUGUCGGAAACAAGGCUGACCUGGCAAGAUCUAGGGUGGUACCUACAGAUGAAGGAAAAGCGCUCGCGACGUCGUACGAAUGCAAGUUCAUUGAAACGUCAGUCGGCAUCAACCACAACGUGGACGAGCUGCUUGUUGGACUACUCACGCAAAUCAGGCUGAAACAGCAGCACGCUGAGCGAGUCAGAAAACGUAGCGGGUCUCGUAAGAACCGCAGUCGUGCGCGCUCGCCUUUGGAAGCGGAGGUGACGCCGGCGCCCGCACCUGCCUCCGCGGCCAGCACGCCCAGAAAACGCACGCGACUGUCAGCCAGUGUGAAGGUCCGUGGUCUUCUCGGGCGAGUCUGGGCACGUGACUCCAAGUCUAAGUCUUGUGAGAAUCUCCACGUGCUCUAGCACUCAGUCGCCGAGCCCGUCGCCUGCUUUCCAUUCUUCGACUGUGCCGCAAACUACGCCUAGAGUAUCCUUGAUCCCUACAUCAUUUAGCGUUAGCCCAACUCUGGGGUAGAGCGAGUCUCCAGUCACUCGGUAUUGGCAUCAUAAUCGUAGCAAAAUACCUUAAAAACAAAUAUACCUACGUCAUAUUCAAUAGAACUCAUUCGCUCUGAAUUCCUGUGUAUUCAAAGUUCAUAACAUCUGUUUGAUACUGUGCCACCCGCCUUAGGCGACUUCUCAUUUCGCUCUACCCCAGUACCGGCAGUUUUUCUAGCCGUAGCUUUUCCCUGUCUACGAAAAUCAUUUGGUUCCUCUCAAUGCGUAUCAGAAAUAUUGAGUUUUAAAAGUUCGUAGAUUGAUAUCAGAAAUAGUUAUUCCAAGUAAUUUGAUAUUGUGAAAAAAAACUGAAUUAAUUUAAAACUAAAAUAAAAAAAAAACAGAUUAAUUACAUUUAAAAAAGUAUUUUCUUUAUAUAAUUGGCGUAUCAAACUUGUACUAUUAAUUAUAUUAUUUUGAUGUACGGUCAGGAUCAAAAAACGCUUUUCGCUAAAAAAAACGCUUGCGGCAAAUUGACGGGCCGGCGACAUUGUCAUAUUGACAUUAAUAAAUAUUAAGAGAAAUUAACUUGUAUGUCAUAUAUUACGGUAUUUGUUCCGUAAGAAAUAUUUUGGAAUUUAAAUAUAAACGCAAUUUUUAUAAAUGUUACAAG
This is a messenger RNA of Vanessa atalanta (red admiral), 2905 nucleotides long. RefSeq lists its product as uncharacterized. The record is from RefSeq and is a predicted model, not a curated record. The transcript is spliced from 12 exons. Lineage: Eukaryota; Metazoa; Arthropoda; Insecta; Lepidoptera; Nymphalidae. The coding region runs from base 73 to 2157 and encodes 694 amino acids. Gene Ontology annotation, molecular function: GTP binding; GTPase activity; calcium channel regulator activity. Gene Ontology annotation, cellular component: plasma membrane.